AUGGCUUCCACCCUCGAUUCCGAAGCCCCUCACAACAACUUUGACACUAUUCUUGUGCUCGACUUUGGCUCCCAAACUAGCCAUUUGAUUCUGCGGCGUCUUCGUGCUCUUGGUGUCUUUGCCGAGCUGCUGCCGUGCACCACCAAGGUUGCCGAGCUGUCAUGGAAGCCUAAAGGAAUCAUCUUCUCCGGAGGCCCUGCCUCUGUCUAUGACGAGGGCUCCCCCCACGUUGACCCUGCCGUGUUUGACCUCAACGUCCCCAUUCUUGGCAUUUGCUACGGUUGCCAGGAAAUCGCUUGGCGAAUCAACUCCGAGAAUGUCGUCCGCGGAGAGACGAGAGAGUAUGGUCACGCCGACCUCAACAUUACCAAAGUCAACACCCACGCCGACCGGCUAUUCGCCGGCCUCGGAGACAGUAUCUCCGUCUUCAUGUCCCACUUUGACAAGCUCAUCAAGCUGCCCAAGGACUUUAUUGUCAUUGCCGCCACUAAGAGCUCUGAGUUUGCCGGCAUCGCCCACGAGGAAAAGCCCAUCUACGGCGUGCAAUUCCACCCCGAGCUCGAGCAUACGCCCCAGGGCACUAAAAUCUUGUCCAACUUCAUCGCUAUCUGUAGUGCUAAGGCUAACUGGAAAAUGGGCAACUUUGUUGAGCUUGAGAUUGCGCGUAUCCGCGAGCUUGUUGGCCCUAAGGCGCUUGUUAUUGGUGGCGUUAGCGGCGGCGUUGAUAGCACUGUUGGCGCGACACUAAUGCGUGAGGCUAUUGGCGACCGCUUUAUCGCGAUUGGUAUUAAUAAUGGCUGUAUGCGGUUGAAUGAGUUUGAAGAGGUUAAGAGGAAUUUGCAGGACCACCUUGGCAUUAACCUCACCGUUGUCGAGGCGAGCGAGCUGUUCUUAGGUCGUCUGGCGGGGGUUACUGAUCCUGAGAAGAAGCGAAAGAUUAUUGGAUCAACUUUUAUCGAUGUCUUUGAGCAAGAGGCUAUCAGGAUUGAACGGGAAGCAGAAAACACACCAAACUCUGGCAAAGUGGAAUGGUUCCUACAAGGAACGCUGUAUCCCGAUGUUAUCGAGUCGCUCUCGUGGCGCGGCCCGUCGGCAACGAUAAAGACGCAUCACAACGUCGGUGGUUUGCCCGAGCGAAUGAUGAAUGGCCAGGGUCUACGUCUUAUCGAGCCGCUCCGGCUGUUAUUCAAAGAUGAAGUGAGGGCAAUUGGCCGUCAACUCGGCAUUCACGAAACACUCGUCGGCAGACACCCCUUCCCCGGACCCGGAAUUGCCAUCCGAAUCCUCGGCGACGUUACGCCGGAGCGAGUUGAGAUUGCCCGCAAGGCUGACCAUAUCUUCAUCUCCAUGAUUCGAGAGGCGGGUCUUUACGACCAGAUGUCCCAAGCCUUUGCCGGCCUCGAUACCAACCGUAGUGUUGGUGUCUUUGGCGAUCAGCGUGUGUGGGGUUACAUCAUCAUCCUCCGCGCCGUGUGUACCAAGGACUUUAUGAGCGCCGAGGUGUUCAACUUUGACAAUGCCUUCCUCCAGGAGGUAUCGCGUGCCAUUUGCAACCAGGUAGAUGGCGUGUCUCGUGUCGUCUACGAUUUGACAUCGAAGCCUCCUGGCACUAUCGAGCUGGAAUAA
Messenger RNA from Cordyceps militaris CM01, 1626 nucleotides. RefSeq names its product GMP synthase. Lineage: Eukaryota; Fungi; Ascomycota; Sordariomycetes; Hypocreales; Cordycipitaceae. The record is from RefSeq and is a predicted model, not a curated record. Bases 1 to 1626 code for a protein of 541 amino acids. The transcript has a single exon. Gene Ontology annotation, cellular component: cytosol. Gene Ontology annotation, molecular function: GMP synthase activity; ATP binding; GMP synthase (glutamine-hydrolyzing) activity. Gene Ontology annotation, biological process: GMP biosynthetic process.